UACUCAAGUGUUUCUGUAAUAUUAGGUUAGCUAACUUUAGCUAAUUUAACUGCACGAAAAUGGAGGCUUGUUGCCGCAAGAACAGGAGUAUGUUAACAGUCUCCAGCCUGAUUGGUGUUGCCCUGGGCAUUGCUUUGGGCAUGACUCUGAAGAAGUUCGUCAUUCUGUCCAACUUAGAGAAAUUGUACAUCGGCUUUCCCGGAGAAAUACUCCUGCGGAUGCUUCAGCUGGUUACCAUUCCUCUGAUUGUGUUAAGUGUGAUAACUGGAGUUUGUGGUAUGAGUACUGGUACCUCCAGAAAAAUCUCCAUACGUGCAGCGGUAUACUUUGUCUCCACCACUGUUCUGUCUGUUACUAUAGGAUUAAUCUUAGUAAUGCUGAUCAAGCCUGGGGCCGGUGAUAAUACUCGUAAAUAUGUGACAAAAGAUGACGACGAUGAAGCCUUCUCCACAGUCGAUGCCUUGUUGGAUCUAAUAAGGAAUAUGGUGCCACAAAAUCUGGUUCAGGCUAGCUUUCAACAGUACAAGACUCUGCUGGUGGAGAUUGAAAUUGAAGAAGACGAUGAACAUUCUCCCAUGGAAGCAAAAAGCACAGAAGUGCGUCUGGCGGGUAAACAUAUUGAUGGACUCAACACUGUGGGCUUGAUUGUGUGGUCCAUCAUUUUUGGACUAGCCCUCAGGAAGACUGGAGAAAAAGGGAAACGCUUUGUGGACAUUAUUACGUCUUUGCAUGAGGCCACAAGACACGUGGUCAGAAUGACAAUAGGCUUCUUGCCACUGGGAGUGUUGUUCAUGACUGCAAGCUACAUUCUUGAGGUUGGGGACAACUGGGAGACUUUCUUCCAACUUGGAAAAUUCAUGGCAGUGGUUGUUAGUGGGCUUAUCAUUCAUGGAGCAGUAGCCCUACCACUGAUCUACCUUCUGUGUGUGAGACGAAACCCUUUUCCUGUCAUUAAGGGGGUUUCUCCUGCCAUGAUGAAGGCCAUGCUUAUCUCACGCAGCUCUGCGUCCUCUAUGACUUUCCGAUGCUGUGAGGAAGUGAACAAGAUUGACAAAAGAAUCACACGCUUCAUGCUGCCGGUUGGGAUCAAUGUCAACAUGGACGGAACAGCCCUUUAUGAAAUGGCAGCGGCAGUUUUUAUCGCCCAAAUCAACAACAUGAAUUUGAACUGGAGCCAGUUAAUUGCACUUGGUGCCACAGUAGCAGUGUCCAGUAUAGGAGAAGCAGGGAUCCCAGCUACUGGAGCAAUAACCACUCUCUUCAUUUUGACCGUUGUUGGGAUUCCUGCAAAGGACGCGUCCCUUUUGUUGGUUAUAGAAUGGCUGCUAGAUCGCUGCAACACUGCCGUCAACGUCCUGGGGGACUGCAUGGGCGUGGCGAUUGUUGAGCAUCUGUCAAAAAAGGAACUAGAAGAAAUCGACAAGCGAGGACAGGACACAACAAGAUAUGGUUCAAUACCUGAGAGUGAUAAUGAGGACUUCCAGGCCCAUAGAAGCACCGCAGACCGCCGAAAGUCAGCUCCUCUAAGGAAGCAGCGGACGACCAGGCAUGUGUAGCCUCAGCUCAGCAAAAACAGGAUCUGAACAGGGCUGACUUUUAAAGGGAUCUCCUGAGUGCCAAAAAUGUUAUAUUCAGUUUAUUUGCUAUUACGUUUAUCAUACUGUCUUUUGAUUUUGUCAGUGCACUUUGAAAUAAGCCCAUUGGCAAUUAUUUGUUCAUUUGAUUUAUUUUCUUUUUAUAUCCUAUUUCAUAGUUUAUGUUGAUGUAAUUCUAGUGAGUUCAGUACAGUAAGGCACCUCAGAAAGUAAUUCACUCCAAGGCAGAAGCUAAAGAAUGCUUAGCCUCAUUUCAGCGUAAACAUGGCUGACUUUGAGAAUUCCCGAGUGUCACAUAAUGUACUCUUUUUCUAUCAUUUUGUUAUUAUUGCAUAUUUUAGAAAUGUUCUCUUGUACUGUUGACUUUGAUUUGUUAUUUGGUUUAUUUGGAAUCAAAUGUAUCUCAUUAAGUAUUUUAUUUCAUACAUUAGUAGCAUAAACGGCUGACUUUUUAAAAAUGUCUUGAGUGUCAGACGUAUCUCUCGAGGCUAAAAUACACUGGGGCUGAACAGCCAGCAUCAAAACAUCUGCCCCUAUUAUUUUCUAUUUUCCUAUUAUUAUGUGUAACCCCCUCACUGGCAGCCCGCGUUGCUUUGAUAAACUAUAAUGAAAUUACCUGGAGAUUGGCUCUUAAGGGAAGUUUAAACAGGGGUGUCCACACAUGAUUUUAAGCUAAUGUCUUAUAGUAGAUACUUUAUAUCGUGCAAUCUAUUAUAGUAUGAAAAAAGUAAACAGUUGGCCUUCACAGUAGGAAAGAGUCAGGUUACAUCCCGCUAAAUGAGAAGACUCUGCCCCCUGCUGUUGUAAAUGUGUACCAGCAGUAAUAAUAGUAAAGGAGUAUUUGUCAUCAUCGCAAACCUGCUGUUACCACAAGCCUGCUGACCAGCUCCUGGAGACUGCAGUGCCGGGAUGUUAUAGCCUUUAUACCUACGUCAUUUAUUUACUGUCACGUUUUGAUUUUGUUAUUGUACUUCUAAAUAUACCUAUUGGGAAAUAAUUGUUGAUUUUUUGAUUGACUUUAAACUAUUUGUUAAUUAGAUUUUUUGGAAUCAAACGUAAGUUAUUUUGUGUUUUGUUUGUGCCUCAGCAGCAUGAAGAUGUCAAGUGCCAAAACUUACUAUCUUUAACUAUCUCUUUGAUUUGUUAUAAUUUGUUGUCACAUAUUUGCACUUUGAUUUUGAAACUGUUCCUUUAAAUAAUCCCAUUGGUAUUGCUUUUUUAGUUAGAUUUAUUUGGAAUAAAACCCCAUUUAAUAUUUUUGUAGACAUAGUCGUAGUAGCUGAAGUACAAUAUAUUUUUUAAUGACUCUUAAUAUAGGCUAAUGAUAAUAAAUGCAAUAGGUAUGUGAAACCAGUCGACUGUGUUUACAUAGGUUAGCAGUAAGUGUGAUGUGAAUUCUUUCAUUCUUUGCUUUUAACAUUUUUGAAGCUGACAA
Molecule: messenger RNA, 3030 nt
Organism: Dicentrarchus labrax (European seabass)
Lineage: Eukaryota; Metazoa; Chordata; Actinopteri; Moronidae
Product: excitatory amino acid transporter 3-like
Exons: 13
Coding region: 60-1556 (498 amino acids)
Biological process (GO): L-glutamate transmembrane transport
Cellular component (GO): plasma membrane
Molecular function (GO): glutamate:sodium symporter activity; L-glutamate transmembrane transporter activity; L-cysteine transmembrane transporter activity
Source: RefSeq, a predicted model, not a curated record